AUGCCAGCAGACAAUGUCCUCUACUCAAUGCCAGCAGACAAUGUCCUCUACUCACGGCCAGCAGACAAUGUCCUCUACUCGUGGCCAGCAGACAAUGUCCUCUACUCACGGCCAGCAGACAAGGUCCUCUACUCACGGCCAGCAGACAAUGUCCUCUACUCACGGCCAGUAGACAAUGUCCUCUACACACGGCCAGUAGACAAUGUCCUCUACUCCCAGCCAGCAGACAAUGUCCUCUACUCACGGCCAGUAGACAAUGUCCUCUACUCACGGCCAGCAGACAAUGUCCUCUACUCAUGGCCAGCAGACAAUGUCCUCUACUCACGGCCAGCAGACAAUGUCCUCUACUCACGGCCAGCAGACAAUGUCCUCUACUCACGGCCAGUAGACAAUGUCCUCUACUCACGGACAGCAGACAAUGUCCUCUACUCGUGGCCAGCAGACAAUGUCCUCUACUCCCAGCCAGCAGACAAUGUCCUCUACUCACGGCCAGCAGACAAUGUCCUCUACUCACGGCCAGUAGACAAUGUCCUCUACUCACGGACAGCAGACAAUGUCCUCUACUCGUGGCUAGCAGACAAGGUCCUCUACUCACGGCCAACAGACAAUGUCCUCUACUCACGGCCAGCAGACAAUGUCCUCUACUCACGGCCAGCAGACAAUGUCCUCUACUCACGGCCAGUAGACAAUGUCCUCUACUCCCAGCCAGCAGACAAGGUCCUCUCCAAUGGCACAAGUCUCAUCUUCCUAUACACAAAUACAGCUGAACACUAG
Messenger RNA from Haliotis rufescens (red abalone), 774 nucleotides. RefSeq lists its product as uncharacterized. The transcript has a single exon. The coding region runs from base 1 to 774 and encodes 257 amino acids. Lineage: Eukaryota; Metazoa; Mollusca; Gastropoda; Lepetellida; Haliotidae. The record is from RefSeq and is a predicted model, not a curated record.